AUGGGUUGUUUCGUGUCGACAUUAGACCACGGUGAAACAAGCGCAACAGUUAUUGAUAGCGGCGCCAGCAAGUCCGGAUCCAGCAGCCAUAAUAAAUCCUCUUUCCAAACCGCCGGUACCUCGCAAACCUCCGACAAAUUUGUGUCUGCCGACAGUUCAAGCACGAACCUAAGUGCCAACGACAGUGCCAGUGCCAGCGCCGUUCCCAACCCCGCGAACCUCGUCCCGAGCUCCCUGCGACAGUUUACGUUCGCCGGACUUGAGUCUGCGACGAGCAAGUUCCAUCGGCGAAACUGUAUUGGCGAAGGCGGGUUCGGAGUCGUGUACCGGGGGGUGCUUCAGCCGGGUCCGAAUGGGCUUGGCGCGGAGCCGACGGAAGUGGCGAUUAAGAGGAUGCGCGAGGCGAGCGAUCGGUACACGGAAGAGUUUCUGAAAGAAGUGAUUGUGCUGGGGCGACUGUCGCACCCCCAUCUUGUGCGUCUGCACGGCUACUGCAUGGAGCGAGACGAAGCUCUGCUCGUGUACGAGUUCAUGACUGGAGGGUGCUUGCACCGCGCGCUAUCGGACAGUGCGAGCGGGGAGCUGUUCUUCAGCUGGAACAUGCGGCUCAAGGUGGCGGUGCAGGUAGCAGAGGCUCUCGCAUACAUGCACGGACUGAACUUCAUUCACCGGGAUCUUAAAGCCGCCAAUGUGCUGCUGUCACCGGACUACGAUGCGAAGCUGACAGACUUUGGGAUGGUGCGUGUGGGGCCGGAGGGACAGCUGGAGUCGAUUGUGUCAACGCGCAUCAUGGGCACUGAGGGGUACAUCGACCCCACCUACAUGGAGACAGCACUCCUUGGCGUUUUUCCUGUUGAACUUUACUCUUAUCCUUGCUCCCUUUCCCGACCCUUCCCCACUCUUCCCCUCUCUCCAUCCUCUGUUCCUCUCUCCAUCCUCUGUUCCUCUCUCCAUCCUCUGUUCCUCUCUCCAUCCUCUGUUCCUCUCUCCAUCCUCUGUUCCUCUCUCCAUCCUCUGUUCCUCUCUCCAUCCUCUGUUCCUCUCUCCAUCCUCUGUUCCUCUCUCCAUCCUCUGUUCCUCUCUCCAUCCUCUGUUCCUCUCUCCAUCCUCUGUUCCUCUCUCCAUCCUCUGUUCCUCUCUCCAUCCUCUGUUCCUCUCUCCGUCCUCUGUUCCUCUCUCCGUCCUCUGUUCCUCUCUCCGUCCUCUGUUCCUCUCUCCGUCCUCUGUUCCUCUCUCCAUCCUCUGUUCCUCUCUCCAUCCUCUGUUCCUCUCUCCAUCCUCUGUUACUCAGGACACCUGGGGGCCAAGAGUGACGUCUACUCCUUUGGCGUUCUCCUGCUAGAGCUGGUAACCGGCAGGAGAGUGGUCGACGAGGGGAGCAAGAUGGUCACCGAGUGCCGAUCACGCCUUUCGGAUCUCUCACUUAAAGCCGCAGAAUAUGUCGAUCCCCAUCUUGGUAACCAGUACCCGGAGCUGGGCGCCCGAACCUUGGCGACUCUGGCUCGGCACUGCGUGGCAGAGGCUCGGUCGAGCCGGCCGGACAUUGGGAGUGUAUUGGAAAAGCUCAAGUUAUUGGUUAAGGCAUGUGCAAAUGCUGAAGCAAAAGCGGCAGCUAAAGCUGCAGUGUUGGAGGCAGGAGAAUCAGGCUCGGUUGAACGGGGGGAUACGGAGGUGAAUGGGGGUGAAGAGGGGUCGUCAGCAGCUGUGGCACCAGUAUUGGUUGAUGGUUGA
Messenger RNA from Closterium sp. NIES-65, 1731 nucleotides. The record is from the annotation of a GenBank genome assembly. NCBI's taxonomy places the organism in Eukaryota, Viridiplantae, Streptophyta, Zygnematophyceae, Desmidiales, Closteriaceae.